UAAUUUUUUUAUUCAUCAAAAGUCAUAACUCAAAGCACUAUUUAUUAAUUUGUUGUGAGAAAAAAAAUAUUGUUAAAUAACUAACAGAUUCGACAUAUUAACUAAGCAAACAAGAGGCCAUAGGCAUGUGCAUGCACGGCACAGCCAAAAAGGGAGCCUAGCCGCCAUUGCCGCCGUCUGCACUGCAGCAAUGGCGAGAAGAGAAAGCAGCAAAGCCUCGCCACUUGCAGUGCCCGGGCCGACCACACCACCACCACCAUCAUCACCUCCUUCCUCUCCCUCCCCUCCCCUCCCCUGGCCCUGCUCCUGCGCGCGCGCUCUCCACUCCACAGAGCUCACUCCUCAUGUCGUCCACCACCACCACCCUCCUCCUCCUCCAUCAUGACCUUCACCAGUGCGCCACCACCUUUCUCCCUCCAUUUUACCACGCCCUCGCCUUUCUCCUUCAUGCCACCACAGCAUGGCCACCACGGGCAUCUCCUCGCCGCCGCGGCCGCUCCCGCUCCCGCUCCACGGCGGCCUCCUACUCCUGCUGCCUCUGAUCCUGACCAUCACCACCGCCGCGUCCUCAGCUCCGCUGCCGCUCCUCGCGCUGCUCUCCCUCAAGUCCUCCCUCCACGACCCGUCCGGCGCGCUGCGGCCCUGGACGUACGCGGCCGCGGCGUCGGCGGGCGCGACGCGUUCUCUGGCCCCGCCGUGGUGCGCGUGGCCGGGCGUGUCCUGCGACCCGGCCACGGGGGACAUCGCGGCGCUCGACCUCUCCCGCCGCAACCUCUCCGGCGCAUUCUCCGCCACCGCCGCCAGGCUGCUGGCGCCCACGCUGACGUCGCUCAACCUCAGCGGGAACGCGUUCACCGGGGAGUUUCCGGCCGCGGCGGUGUUCUUCCAGCUCCGGCGGCUUGAGUCGCUCGACGUCAGCCACAACUUCUUCAACGGCACGUUCCCCGACGGCGUCGACGCGCUCGGCGGAUCGCUCGCGGCCUUCGACGCCUACAGCAACUGCUUCGUCGGCCCGCUGCCGCGCGGCCUCGGCGAGCUCCGGCGGCUCCAGCUGCUCAACCUCGGCGGCAGCUUCUUCAACGGGAGCGUCCCGGCCGAGAUCGGACAGCUCCGUUCUCUACGGUUCCUGAACCUCGCCGGGAACGCGUUGACCGGGCGGCUCCCGUCGGAGCUCGGCGGCCUCGCGUCGCUCGAGCAGCUCGAGAUCGGGUACAACUCCUACGACGGCGGCGUUCCCGCGGAGCUCGGCAACCUGACGCGGCUCCAGUACCUGGACAUCGCCGUCGCCAACCUGUCUGGUCCGCUGCCGCCGGAGCUCGGCGACCUCGCGCGGCUCGAGAAGCUCUUCCUGUUCAAGAACCGGCUCGCCGGUGCCAUACCGCCGCGGUGGUCUCGCCUCCGCGCGCUGCAGGCUCUUGACCUGUCGGAUAACCUGCUCGCCGGAGCCAUCCCGGCGGGGCUCGGGGAUCUCGCCAACCUCACCAUGCUGAACCUCAUGAGCAACUUCCUCUCCGGCCCGAUCCCGGCGGCGAUCGGCGCGCUGCCGAGCCUCGAGGUGCUGCAGCUUUGGAACAACUCGCUCACCGGACGGUUGCCGGCGUCGCUGGGCGCGAGCGGGCGGCUCGUCCGGGUGGACGUGUCGACCAACUCCCUGUCCGGCCCGAUUCCUCCCGGGAUGUGCACCGGCAACCGUCUCGCACGCCUCAUCCUCUUCGACAACCGCUUCGACUCGGCGAUCCCGGCGAGCCUCGCCACCUGCUCGUCGCUCUGGCGAGUCCGCCUGGAAUCCAACCGCCUGUCCGGCGAGAUCCCGGUUGGGUUCGGCGCGAUCCGCAACCUGACAUACCUGGACCUCAGCUCCAACUCGCUCACCGGCGGCAUUCCUGCUGAUCUCGUGGCGUCUCCGAGCCUCGAGUACAUCAACAUCUCCGGCAACCCCGUCGGCGGCGCGCUCCCGAACGUGUCGUGGCAGGCGCCGAACCUGCAGGUCUUCGCGGCGAGCAAGUGCGCGCUCGGCGGCGUGGUCCCGGCGUUCGGCGCCGCGGGGUGUUCGAACCUGUACCGGCUGGAGCUGGCAGGGAAUGACCUCACCGGUGCAAUCCCCAGUGACAUCAGCACCUGCAAGCGGCUGGUGAGCUUGAGGUUGCAGCACAAUCAGCUCACCGGCGAGAUCCCGGCAGAGCUCGCCGCCUUGCCGUCCAUCACCGAGAUCGACCUGUCCUGGAACGAGCUCACCGGCGUCGUCCCGCCGGGCUUCGCCAACUGCACCACGCUGGAGACCUUCGACGUGUCCUUCAACCAUCUGGUGACUGCUGGCUCGCCGUCGGCGUCGUCGUCACCAGGCGCCAGCGAGGGGACCACCGCUCGGCGCAACGCGGCGAUGUGGGUGUCCGCUGUGGCGGUGGCCUUCGCUGGGAUGGUGGUGCUCGCCGUCACCGCACGCUGGCUGCAGUGGCGCGAGGACGGCACAGCCGCGCCGGGCGGCGGCGGUAGUAACGGUGGCGGCGCACGUGCACGACGCCGACCCAACGUCGUCGUCGGGCCGUGGAGGAUGACGGCGUUCCAGAGGCUGGACUUCACCGCCGACGACGUGGCGCGGUGCGUCGAGGGGAGCGACGGCAUCAUCGGCGCCGGGUCGUCCGGGACGGUGUACCGCGCCAAGAUGCCGAACGGCGAGGUCAUCGCGGUGAAGAAGCUGUGGCGGCAGCCGUUGGCGCACAAGGAGGGAGGAGGAGGAGGAGCUCCGGUGGGGCCGCUGAAGGAGCCAGGUGACGCGGACGGCGGCGGAAACAGGAGCAAGCUCGCCGAGGUGGAGGUGCUGGGCCACCUCCGGCACCGGAACAUCGUCCGGCUGCUGGGGUGGUGCACGGACGGCGAGGCGACGCUGCUGCUGUACGAGUACAUGCCGAACGGCAGCCUGGACGACCUCCUGCACGGCGGCGCCGCCGGCGGCAAGGCGAAAGCGUGGCGGCUGGACUGGGACGCGCGGCACCGGAUCGCCGUGGGGGUGGCGCAGGGCGUGAGCUACCUGCACCACGACUGCGUGCCGGCGGUGGCGCACCGCGACCUGAAGCCCAGCAACAUCCUGCUCGACGCCGACAUGGAGGCGCGCGUGGCCGACUUCGGCGUCGCCAAGGCGCUCCACGCCGCCGCCGCGCCCAUGUCCGCCGUCGCCGGCUCCUACGGCUACAUCGCACCGGAGUACACGUACACGCUGAAAGUAGACGAGAAGAGCGACGUGUACAGCUUCGGCGUGGUGCUGCUGGAGAUCCUGACCGGCCGGAGGUCCGUGGAGGCGGAGUACGGCGAGGGGAGCAACAUCGUGGACUGGGUGAGGCGCAAGGUCGCCGCCGGUGGAGCCGGCGACGUGAUGGACGCGGCGGCGUGGACGACGGCGGCGGACCAGCAGCAGACCGGCGGCGGGGCGACGGCGGCGGCGCGGGACGAGAUGGCGCUGGUGCUGCGGGUGGCGCUGCUGUGCACCAGCCGGUGGCCGCAGGAGCGGCCGCCGAUGAGGGACGUCGUGUCCAUGCUGCAGGAGGCCAGGCGUGGGCGGAAGCAGCUCCUGCCCAAGAAGCAGCAAACAAAGAUUAAUUAGCAACGACCACGUGUGUACGUGUAGGUGUAUUGUAUUACUAGUUUAUUAUUACUACUCACUAAACCGUGUACUUUUGUCAUGUAGUCGUGUCAUGUAUAAUGUCUUAGAUCACUGUGUGAGUGAACUGCCGAGACUUUCGGAUAUUUCAAAGCCAGAUCAAGUCGAAAACAUUUCAAUUUUCUUAAA
Messenger RNA from Sorghum bicolor (sorghum), 3784 nucleotides. Its product is annotated as leucine-rich repeat receptor-like protein kinase TDR. Gene Ontology annotation, biological process: protein phosphorylation. Gene Ontology annotation, molecular function: protein binding; ATP binding; protein kinase activity. The transcript has a single exon. Bases 461 to 3598 code for a protein of 1045 amino acids. The record is from RefSeq and is a predicted model, not a curated record. NCBI's taxonomy places the organism in Eukaryota, Viridiplantae, Streptophyta, Magnoliopsida, Poales, Poaceae.